Molecule: messenger RNA, 3205 nt
Organism: Octopus bimaculoides (California two-spot octopus)
Lineage: Eukaryota; Metazoa; Mollusca; Cephalopoda; Octopoda; Octopodidae
Product: glucokinase regulatory protein
Biological process (GO): carbohydrate derivative metabolic process; negative regulation of glucokinase activity; response to fructose
Cellular component (GO): nucleoplasm; cytosol
Molecular function (GO): enzyme inhibitor activity; fructose-6-phosphate binding; enzyme binding
Source: RefSeq, a predicted model, not a curated record
AAUAUUAUUAAUAUAUAUAUAUAUUAAUAGUAAUAAUUCUUAAAUUUCCCCAUGACCACUCCCUAUAAUCUUAGAAAGAAAGAACACAUUGGAUAAUGCAAUUCCAGAUUUCCCAAAGAUGGGAUGGUCAUGACUGGAAUGCAUUCGAUUGUGUCAAGUUGAUCAAACCCGACUUGUGAAUCAUGAACAACUUUAACACAGAUUUAGAUUUUAUUCAAUUGCAGUUACCUCCCUUACACCACACAGAUUUUUGUUUAUGAAAUUUACGUUCGUGACCUUUGGAACGGGUUUCCGAUAAAGGCGGGCACAUUGAUCAAGAGGGAGUGCGUUUGUUGGGUGAAGUCAUAUUUUACUGUAGCAUAAGUUUAAACAUUCAGUGAAUCAUGGAGAAGCCAGUAACAGAAAGGAGAAACCCAAUUACAACAAACAUUGAUGUGUCAACACCUCAGGAAAUCGUGAAACUCUUAGAAUCAUGUGAUUCAGAAAUAUUUUCUGGUUGGGGAAAAUAUAAGGAUCAAAACGUUUUCAGCGAUGUUGUACUGAAUACAAUUGCUACCGUACAACAACUUGCGACGUCUCUCAUACAAGACCCUGUCCGAAGUGCAGUUGUUCUCUCUGGUUGCGGUACAUCAGGGAGGUUGGCCUUUCUCUUGGCUAGAGCCAUGAACAACAGACUGAAAGAAACAGGAUCGAAUGAACCGUGUUUCCGUUACAUAAUUGCUGGAGGUGACGAGGCACUGUUUACUUCACAAGAACUUUACGAAGAUGAUCCUCAAUUAGGUGCGGAUAUACUGGAGACAGCAACGGUGGAGAAAAGCCGAGUACUAUAUGUAGGCAUUACUUGUGGACUUUCAGCGCCGUUCGUGGCCGGACAAUUGGACUAUUGUAUCAAGCAUUUGACGAAGUACACGCCGGUUCUAAUUGGGUUUAAUCCUAGCUGCCUGUCAAGGAAAACCAACAUCGAAAAAUGGGGAGGGAAGAGCUUUUACGAUGUUAUGAAAUCAUAUCUUCCAGUUGUCGCAGAAGGUAAGGCCUUUCUAAUUAACCCCAUUGUCGGGCCUGAAGCUAUUUGUGGUUCAAGUCGAAUGAAAGGUGGAUCGGUUACAAAAAUUAUAUUAGAAAGCAUUUUUAUUCCAGCUCUUUUGCAGUCUCUGGGAGGCUUUAAUUCUUUAAUGAUGCCUUCGAUAUUUAACAUAAUCGCUGGCUAUCAAUCUGUCUGUCGGAGUGUUUAUUCUAAAUCAGCUCAGAUAGCAAAGGCGAUAGAAUUAUCUGGAACAUGUCUCCAGUCAAACGGUCAUCUCUAUUACAUUGGUUAUAACAGCAUCGGUAUUAUGAGCUUAAUUGACGCCUCGGAAUGUUGCCCAACUUUUGGGUCAGAUCCAACAGAUGUAAAUGCAUAUCUUGUUGGGGGUUAUCAUACAUUGGCUAACCAAGAAGGGGAUCUCAGUGUCCAAAAUAGAGGGUCAGAUAUAUCGCUGAAACAUUUUAAUGAAGUUGUAGCUAAGCAUUUCGAAGAAAGUGACUUGGUUGUUGUUUUAAACGACGACGAACGAGAUGUUACCCUAACUUCACCCUCUUUAUCUAAAUGUAAAACAAUACAAAUUCAUUUAAAUUCCUUUGAAAAAACUAAACCCCAACUACAAAUAAAUAAUUCAUUUAUUAAUCUUGAAAUGCCUUGGCAUGAAAUCUCCGAUUUAAUAGAUUGUAAAGUUGCUAAAGAAUGGUCAACAGCAUUUUGUGAAUUUGCUGCUAAAUUGGUCCUCAACGCAAUUUCUACUGGAGCACAUAUCUUAAAGGGGAAAGUUUUUCAGAAUAUUAUGGUGGACUUGAAAUUAAGUAAUAACAAACUUUACCACAGAGCAAUUGGAAUUUUAACAGAUUUCACAGAACUGAGUCAAGAAGAGGCAGCGGAACAGAUAUUGCGUGUGUUGUACGAUUCCGAUGAAUUAUCACAGGAACAGUUAUGUCAACCUAUCAGCAGACGUACACAAAUAGCGAAGAGGACACCAAAAGUGUUACCGACAGCUCUUUUGAUUGGUAUCAAUAGAUGCUCAGUAAGUGAAGCCAAGCAGAUAUUGUCUGGCCACAUUGCAGUGAGAAAAGCCAUAGCAGAUAAUGUUAGACAUAUACAAUAACACGAACCUCUCGAAGUACAAUAAGUAAACCAUGGCAGACAAUAUUUGUUUUAAACAGUGACACGGACCCCAUGAAAGGUAACCGGUGGAAGAUUAAUUUAAAACAAGUGCAGCGAUCAUAUGGAUUUAUUGAGAAGCAGUUAAAGAUCAAAUAAAGAAAUAUAAUAAUAUCAAUAAUUGGUACCGCAUUGUCUUAUUCUGAAGAAGUCAUAUUUUCAUAUUGAAGUUACCGUUAUACGGUUAUCUCCUUCGCAUUCACUGUCUUUCCCCUUUCAUCCAACUUUCAGCUCUCCUCAUUCAUUUUCUUUCGUUCAUAUUCCACUACACUUUCCCUCACCUCAAUGCUUUUAUAUUAUUCAAAUUAACGAGUCGUAAAACUUCAAUUAACUGAGAUUAUCUAUGCAAUUAAUAGACAAGAUUCCAGUCUGGGGUGUUUAAAAAAAAAAAAAUAAAUAAGGGGGAUAACCAAUAGAUUGGAUCACAAAUCUUUGUGAGUAUAUAGAAAAUGCAGCACAGAAAUGGAUCUGGCUUUUAAACGAAAACAACGAACAUUGCCCUGGUCUUAUUAGACCUCUGCAGUGAAGCAUAUUCUUCUCAUUUGGUAAAAGUAAUAGUUAUCCGAACAUCUGAUGAGGGGAACGUGUCCUACCCUAGAGAAACUAAGUAAUGCAGAGCUGAGUCAAACUUAUUAAGUACAACAAAACCUCUCGUUUGUUCACUUAUACAUACAUGCUCCUUAUAUAUAUACGAGAGGGUGCUGAAAAGUCCCUGGCUUUAAGGGUAUCACAAAAGACCUAGUUGGAGACCCAAUCUUCUGAGUUCUUUUACAGGGCUUAGAAAAACUGAAGGAUUGCUUCAAUAAGUGUGAAUCUUGGGGGAUAUGUUGAAUAAAAUCAUAAUUAACUGAUCCUCUUGUAUUUUCUUUUAACAAAAGUCAGGAACUUUUCAGCACUCCCUCGUAUAUAUGUGUGCAUACACAAUAACCCGUGUCCUCUAUCUCUCUUCUAGUCCACCACAGUUCCUCUUCACCACUACUGCCCGGAAGCUCUACAGGAGUUACUCCUAUAUAU